UUCCCCCCGCUAGUUUCUAUAGUGGACCCGGCAGAUCCCAUCGCUCGCGCAAUCGUUAAAAGUUUUAUAGACGGAGAAGGUUCGUUUUCGGGAGACGUUUUCAAGUCAAAAGUGGAAUUUUUCUGUGGAAUUUUUUUUUUAUUGGAUUGUUACCAUGAGCAACUUCGAACUUUUCACCGAAGACAAACUCGAGUACUGUUUCUUCCCGAACAGUUCUGGAUUUGUCCAGUUCAGGGUUAAGGCGCCCCACGACGCCCAUGUGGCCCUCAGUACUCAAGCCGCAGAGGUUGAUCCCAUGUACGAGAUUUUCCUCGGGGGAUGGGGUAAUACCAAGUCGAUCAUCCGUAAAAACAGAACUAAACCAGAUGUUGCCGAGAUUCCGACCCCGAACAUCCUGAGCGACGGCGAGUUCCGGGGCUUCUGGAUCCGUUGGGAAAACGGCGUGAUCACCGUCGGUCGCGAAAAUGACGCGGUACCAUUCUUGUCCUUUAACGAUAGCGAACAGAUACCGAUCGAGUACGUGGGCAUCUGUACCGGUUGGGGCGCCACUGGAAACUGGGUGGUCCAACCAGCUGGAGCAGCCUCUGCUCCUCCGGCCUCAGGUGGUAGAGGGGGAAUGGCUGGUGGACAAUGCUGGGUUCCGGCUAGUUCCGGACAAGUACCGCCAAGUGCCUUCGCGGGCGGCGAGGACAAUGGCGAACCCCUGUACGUCAUUAGAGCGAAUUUCAAUGGCGGCUUGAUUCCUGGCAAACUGGUGCCCAGUCACGGACAAGCGUACGUUGCUUGGGGUGGUGCCGAGAACCCUGUACAAGAAUACGAGGUACUUUGCGACUUCCCUGGCCAAUGGUUGGCCACUUCUGGAGGCAACAUUCCACCCAACGCAGUGCCGGCGGGGCAAUCCGAAGACGGCGAGGCCCUCUUCAUAGGCAGGGUGGUCCACGAUGGGGCUCUCACCGUAGGCAAGAUCCAGCCGAGCCACGGAGUCCUGUACAUCCCGUACGGCGGCCAGGAACUCUCCUUCCAGGACUACGAGGUACUUUGCUCGUAGAUUUCUUCGUAUAUACAUUGGACUGACUGUACUGGCUUCCGGCUGCCUUCUAGACUACGAUAGUCAGCGAUUUAAGGCAUUUAGGUGUGCUACUGUGCGCAUAAAUAUUGAAUGUGGCUUUUAGGUGGCCUUAUUAAUUAUUAAAAUUUACAAUUUAUUUUGGGAUAUUUUAUACGAGUUAUUGCACCAAAAAGAAAAAAAAUUAUCUUCUAUACAGCUAAAUAAGUGUUUUACUGCAUGUAUAAGAAUCUCUAUAUAUAAUCGUUUGUUAUAGAAUUUAUUUUAUUUAUUUAAUUUUUAUGAGCUUUAGAAGUCUGGAAAUGUACUACUGUUGUUACAAAUCGAAUAAAUACUAUUUUAAGGA
Messenger RNA from Anthonomus grandis grandis, 1412 nucleotides. RefSeq lists its product as uncharacterized. The transcript is spliced from 5 exons. The coding region runs from base 155 to 1048 and encodes 297 amino acids. The record is from RefSeq and is a predicted model, not a curated record. Lineage: Eukaryota; Metazoa; Arthropoda; Insecta; Coleoptera; Curculionidae.